This is a messenger RNA of Styela clava, 2387 nucleotides long. RefSeq names its product WD repeat-containing protein 93-like. Gene Ontology annotation, cellular component: respiratory chain complex I. Gene Ontology annotation, biological process: electron transport chain. NCBI's taxonomy places the organism in Eukaryota, Metazoa, Chordata, Ascidiacea, Stolidobranchia, Styelidae. Gene Ontology annotation, molecular function: protein binding. The record is from RefSeq and is a predicted model, not a curated record.
UAUAUUUCUGUCAGGUUAUGGAAGUGAAUGGCUUGUAAUUAAUAAUAAAGCAAUAUAAUCAAAUUAUAUAUCUCAUUAUUAUUUGAUCACAUAUUUGAAGAGGAUGCCGUUUUACAUUCGAGCAAGACAGCAGGACAUUCCAACUCCAACAAUCAGUAGUGUGGGAUCAGACGAUGAAGAUAAUUUCAUAACCGAUCCCGAAAAAAUUUUUGACGAACUUCCGCAACCUUUCAGAUUGAUUAAUAAAAUUGUAAAUGAAAUAUUCGAAGCAUCAUGGGACAACAUUUCAGCGCUCGAAAUUGAACGGGAAUUGGAGGCAAAAAGGGUGCGUCCACCAACAUAUACACCAUCAUCAGCAUUUGAAAAAUUUCAAAAUGUAUCUUGUAUGUGUAGCACUGACAGCAACUUACUUUUUCUUGGCCUUGAAAAUUCUUUGGUUGUCAUCAAUAAUGACACACUAGAAAUGAUUUGUUCUUGGUCGCCGGAAGAGGGAAUUUGUGUUGAUAGAAUCAUGUGUAGUUAUCAUCAAACUAGUGAUUUGUAUUUGCUUGCCAUUAUAGAUGAUAUGGGCUUUGCUCGAUUACUUGUUUUGGAAAAUGACACUUUCCACUUUGUUGCUAUUCUGAAUGAACUUCUUGAAGGCUCACCCAAAUCAAAUGCAACAAAAUUUGAAAUAUCUGCUGAUGGUCAAUACUGCUCUGUGGCUUUGGAGUCUGAGAAAGUUUGCUGGAUUGAAUUUUAUAAAAUACCAAUAGAAAACUGGACAAAAGAAAUAGAAACCGGAAGAAAGGAAUAUUUAAAGAAAGUAGAAUCAAUGACAGCAACAUCUACAAGUGAUAUGUCUGUGGAAAAUGAUCUCACAAAAGAGUCUUCUUCUGAAUUGGCAUUUCCAGAAAUAAAAUAUUCACCACUGAGUCUGGUUUUGAAAGUCAACCAACCACUACCUAUUAAAGGGACAAACGCGAAAACAGCUCAGCAAAUGCUGGACCAAAUAAAUUCUGGUGAUGUUAUAGGUGAUGGGACAUUCCAUGGUGUCACCGAUACUUCAUUUGUUAUCCAAGAAAAAUUAUUUGCUCAUCUUAAUGAAAGAGACUUGAUGUUUUCCGAAGAUGAAAUCGUUACUGAAACCAAUUAUCCCUCAUUUUAUUUUCUGAAAAAAAGUUGUAUGGAACCGAGUAUACAAGGCAAGGUUGAUUCCAUUUACACUCAUGUAGGAAUUUGGUUUUCACAUCAUCAUAAUUUCUACAUCUACCAGUUAAACAAAGGAGGAAAAAAUAUUGAGUUUAGACCUGAUAGUGUUUGGCCACAAUCUUCAAAUAUUACCUGCUGUGUUUUGGCUAACUCAACCAUGCUUCUGGCCAUAGGCGUCGAAAAGGGCUCUUUGACACUUUGGGAUAGAAAUAUGGGACUUGUGAAACAUGUUGUCUCAAUCUGCAACACUGUUGCAAUCACCAGGAUUAGCUUUUUAAACAUGAUGGAUAAUGGUGUAAAUAAUAAUCAACACAUGGCAGAAAAUGUACAAUUGUUGGUUGGUUGUGCUAAUGGUCAAAUUUCAAAAAUAUGCUGCGAAAAAGAAAAAAAGCCGCUGAUAGUUGUUCCUGCAGCUUCAACUCAAGAGAAUUCCUUCGCCCUAAUCAAACCUAUACCCAAUCUAUCGCAAGUAUUUUUAAUAGUUUUGCAAGAUGGAAACAUGUUAUUAAGGAGCACUGAUAGAGAUGAGAUCUAUUGCAACCUUUCUUUACCAGUAGAUUACAAAUUUGAAAAUCCUUUUGAAACAGGCAUUUUGCUGGAUCCAAACGGUGAAGUUUUGCAUGUAAGGGGAAGUAAAUUGUUAUCAAAUGACAAUGACAUAUUUUUGUUUCAUCUUCGAAGUUUCCCAACUCUGGACAAAAUCCGUGCAUCACAAGAAGAGGAACAGUAUGACAAGCCAACAAAAUUCAAUGAUGUGAUUCAGAAUCUUCUUACUCAGCGAAUGCAGAAACAAGCUGCUCGUACAUCUAUUCUUGCAUCGAGAUGGCACAAUCUUCACAAACAACUUAAUAUUGUUCUCAACUUGAAGGAAACAAUGCUUAUGAGUAAGAAAGAAGCUCAAUACUCACAAUCUUCUUCACCUGCAUCUCACUGGAGUCGAACGACAACUAAAAUUAUUGCACACAACAAAGACCUUAAAACAUAAGGAAUUUAAAUUGUAUUUGAUUCAUCAACAUCGCCAAGUCCUUCUUUACAGUGUUUGAGGCCUUUGUUACCUGUUAUGCCCACAGUAUCACCAUCUGAUUAACUUGAGGGAAGUGACAAAAUAGGGUUUUAGGAAUGGUAUCAGACUUAUGUAAAUUGUAAUUCAGAUAUAGCACUGUUUUUAUUUUUAAAUACAUUUUAUAUAUUUUGAA